Molecule: messenger RNA, 1062 nt
Organism: Fraxinus pennsylvanica
Lineage: Eukaryota; Viridiplantae; Streptophyta; Magnoliopsida; Lamiales; Oleaceae
Source: the annotation of a GenBank genome assembly
AUGUCCGGGGCUUUCUCUAUUUCUCCCUUGUUAUAUUCCAAUCCAAUUACGCCUCCAAGAUUGAUUGUAAAAAUGUCAGCUACAGCUACAAGAAAGGUGGGAAUGUCAGUUGGGUCCCUGGUGGUGAAGCCUCCCGCACAUCCCACUUAUGAUUUGAAGGGCGUUAUACAACUUGCCCUCUCAGAAGAUGCCGGCGAUCGAGGGGAUGUGACCUGUAAGGCAACCAUUCCGGCUGAAAUGGAAGUGGAAGCCCAUUUCUUGGCAAAGGAGGAUGGGAUUGUGGCUGGAAUUGCACUUGCGGAAAUGGUGUUUGGCGAGGUUGAUCCUUCCCUGAAGGUUGAGUGGUACAGAAAAGAUGGGGAUAGUGUACAUAAAGGCUUCCAAUUUGGUAAAGUACACGGAAGAGCCCACAGUAUUGUUGUAGCUGAAAGGGUUGUACUUAACUUUAUGCAGAGAAUGAGUGGAAUAGCUACUCUAACUAAGGCUAUGGCAGGUGCUGCACAACCUGCUUACAUUUUAGAGACGAGGAAAACUGCUCCAGGUUUACGUUUGGUGGAUAAAUGGGCGGUCUUAAUAGGUGGAGGUCAGAAUCACAGAAUGGGUUUAUUUGAUAUGGUCAUGAUAAAAGACAAUCAUAUAUCUAUUGCUGGAGGUAUCACAAAUGCCCUGAAAUCGGUGGACCUCUAUUUGGAGCAAAAUAAUCUUAAAAUGGGUGUUGAGAUUGAAACCAGGACACUCCAAGAAGUAAAUGAGGUAUUGCAUUAUGCAUCUCAAACGGAAACAUCUAUAACUAGGAUAAUGCUGGACAAUAUGGUUGUUCCGUUGUCUAAUGGGGAUGUUGAUGUAUCAAUGCUUAAAGAAGCUGUAGAGUUGAUUAAUGGGAGAUUUGAGACUGAGGCAUCUGGAAAUGUUACUCUUGACACUGUAAACAAGAUUGGACAAUCCGGGGUGACCUACAUUUCUAGUGGUGCUCUGACCCAUUCUGUGAAAGCACUCGACAUUUCCCUGAAAAUCGACACAGAGCUGGCACUUGAAGUUGGGAAGCGUACAAAACGAGCUUGA